AUGACACGUAGAGAGGCUGGCAUGAAGACAGGGCUCAAUGUCAGCGAACGUCAAGGGAUCAAUGGUGACAUAUUGAACUUGAAGGUUAUUUAUACCUUAGGCUGUCAGGGCUGCCUAUGGCCAAAAUCUGAAAACGGAAAUGUCCUAGUGCCAUAUAUCUUUGUUUCAAAUUACAGUUAUGAUCAUCUGAAUGUGAUUCGGAAUGCAAUGCAAGAAUUCGAAUCCUUGACCUGUGUGCGCUUUGUGCCGAGAUCAGAAGAACUAGCUUAUCUAAGCAUUAUCUCUUCUGAUGGUUGUCUUUCUGUUGUUGGAAGACUUGGAGGAGCUCAAGCUGUACAAUUAGAAGCCCCCGGCUGCAUGUUCAGAGGGGUCAUACAACAUGAGCUAAAUCACGCUCUAGGAUUCUAUCAUGAGAUUAGUCGGCCUGAUCGCGAUAAAUACAUCAUCAUAAAUUAUGAAAACAUAGCACCAGGAUUUGAGUCUGCUUUUGAUGUAGUGUAUGGUGCCCAAAAUUUGAGCCUUGAAUACGAUUAUGACUCAGUGAUGCAUUUUAACAUGUAUGCUUACGCUGAGAAGUCGUCCUUACCCACCAUCAUACCUACCCCUAAUCCAAACGUGGCCAUAGGGCAAAGAGACGGACUCAGUGUCCUGGACGUGGAAGCAAUAAAAAGACUCUAUAACUGCACAGAAGAUGUUAUAUUUUCUUAUUUCAGUUUUUUCUUCCUGACAGAUGUGUGCAGCACAUUACUCAAUACUCCGAGUGGAACUUUCUCCUCUCCCAACUAUCCAUUUAACUUUCCAAACAAUAUAAGAUGUGUCUGGUUGAUCCGAAUCCAGAAUGGACAAAUUUCUUUAACAUUCAACGACAUCAACAUUCCUGACUCUAUAGCGUGUAUCUCAGGUUAUAUUACAAUCUAUGAUGGACCCAGCAUAAAUUCUCCUCCUAUCUUACAAAAAUUGUGUGUCAGUAUACAGCUACCUGCAAUAAUCGGUUCCACUACCCAGAUGCUGAUUGAAUUUGUCAGCAAUAAUGAUACCACAUCUAUGCGAUUCAGUGCUUCAUAUAAAACGGUUCCAUGUGGAGGAACUUACUUUUCUCUAGUAGAUGACUUCACAUCUCCAGGUUACUCUUCAGGGUCCUAUUACUCCAACUUAGACUGUAAUUAUACAAUUAAUGCCCCGGCAGGCUACAAAAUCUCUCUAACUAUAAGCUUUGACAUAGAGCCAGGCCUUCAGUGCAGGUAUGAUACGCUGUUGGUUUAUACCAGUGGGACUAUCAAUGGAAGCAAACGUACACUUUGUGGCAUCAACACAGUGUCAACUACUUCGGAAAGCAACGUAAUGCUACUGAAUUUCCAGACGGACGCAUACACACAACGGCUUGGGUUCUUUGCGCAAUACUAUAUCUGUAAGUAAACGUCUCCCCUAG
Messenger RNA from Hyla sarda, 1429 nucleotides. Its product is annotated as embryonic protein UVS.2-like. The transcript has 10 exons. Gene Ontology annotation, biological process: proteolysis. NCBI's taxonomy places the organism in Eukaryota, Metazoa, Chordata, Amphibia, Anura, Hylidae. Bases 1 to 1416 code for a protein of 471 amino acids. The record is from RefSeq and is a predicted model, not a curated record. Gene Ontology annotation, molecular function: zinc ion binding; metalloendopeptidase activity.